Messenger RNA from Neofelis nebulosa (Clouded leopard), 1064 nucleotides. It is a transcript of the gene SDHB, whose product is annotated as succinate dehydrogenase complex iron sulfur subunit B. Gene Ontology annotation, cellular component: mitochondrial membrane. Gene Ontology annotation, molecular function: electron transfer activity; 2 iron, 2 sulfur cluster binding. The record is from RefSeq and is a predicted model, not a curated record. The transcript has 8 exons. Bases 75 to 920 code for a protein of 281 amino acids. Gene Ontology annotation, biological process: tricarboxylic acid cycle; respiratory electron transport chain; aerobic respiration. Lineage: Eukaryota; Metazoa; Chordata; Mammalia; Carnivora; Felidae.
CCGCGGUGCUCGGCGGGACGACGGCGGAGAGCGACCUCAGGGUUAAGGGGUGGGGCUUGACGUCAGGAGCCAAGAUGGCGGCGGCGGCGGUCGGAGUCUCCUUGAGGCGCCGGUUCCCGGCCACGGCCCUUGGCGGAGCCUGCCUGCAGGCCUGCCGGGGGGCACAGACAGCGGCAGCCACAGCUCCCCGAAUCAAGAAGUUUGCCAUCUACCGAUGGGACCCAGACAAGACGGGAGAUAAGCCUCGUAUGCAAACUUAUGAAAUUGAUUUGAAUAAAUGUGGUCCUAUGGUGUUGGAUGCUUUAAUCAAGAUUAAGAAUGAAAUCGAUUCGACUUUGACUUUCCGACGAUCAUGCAGAGAAGGCAUCUGUGGCUCUUGCGCGAUGAACAUCAACGGAGGCAACACUCUGGCUUGCACCCGCAGGAUUGACACCAACCUCAGCAAAGUCUCCAAAAUCUACCCUCUUCCACAUAUGUAUGUGAUAAAGGAUCUUGUUCCCGACUUGAGCAACUUCUAUGCUCAGUACAAAUCCAUUGAGCCUUAUUUGAAGAAGAAGGAUGAAUCCCAGGAAGGCAAGCAGCAGUACCUGCAGUCCAUAGAAGACCGUGAGAAACUGGACGGGCUGUAUGAGUGUAUUCUCUGUGCCUGCUGCAGCACCAGCUGCCCCAGCUACUGGUGGAACGGAGACAAAUACCUGGGGCCUGCAGUCCUUAUGCAGGCCUAUCGCUGGAUGAUCGACUCCAGAGACGACUUCACGGAGGAGCGCCUGGCCAAGCUGCAGGACCCGUUCUCCCUGUAUCGCUGCCACACCAUCAUGAACUGCACGAGGACCUGCCCCAAGGGGCUGAAUCCAGGCAAAGCUAUUGCUGAAAUCAAGAAAAUGAUGGCCACCUAUAAGGGGAAGAAAGCGUCAGUGUAACUGUUCCCGCGCUAACCGCGACUUAACCGGCCCAGCUGGACAUACUUUAUAUCCAAUUUGAGGUCUUGAUUUUCCAUGAAUACAGCAUGUAUAAUAAAGAUUCUAAGAAAGAAAUAAAUGCUAUUCUACUUUAUUAACAAAAAA